Brettanomyces bruxellensis is the source of this 876-nucleotide messenger RNA. RefSeq lists its product as uncharacterized. Gene Ontology annotation, molecular function: translation initiation factor activity. Bases 1 to 876 code for a protein of 291 amino acids. Gene Ontology annotation, cellular component: eukaryotic translation initiation factor 3 complex; cytoplasm. The transcript is spliced from 2 exons. Lineage: Eukaryota; Fungi; Ascomycota; Pichiomycetes; Pichiales; Pichiaceae. The record is from RefSeq and is a predicted model, not a curated record.
AUGUCUUGGGAGGACGAGAACUUUGAGAUUCCAGCAGAUACAAAUGCGGCAGUUGCCGAUGACUGGGAACAAGAGGCAGAAGGUGGAGAUGAUGACAAGCCAUUAUUGGAGUCGUGGGAUGUCGAUAUUGAUGAAUUAGAGAAGCAGAAGAAAGAGAAAGAAGCCAAAGAAAAGGCAGAAAAGGCGGCUUUGAAGAAGAAGCAAAAAGAGGCACUAGAGAGAAAGAAGAAGAAGAAAAGCGGCAAGCCUACACUAUUGAAGAUUGACAAAGUGGACGAGUCUACGAGGAGAAAAAUGCUCAAAGAGGCACAGGUGAAAGAAGACAUGAAAAAUGCAGCCGAUCUGUUUGCCGGAAUGCAAAUUACGAACAACAAAGAUGAGAACGGGGAUGAUGAGGACCUGGACAAGUUUUUGGAAGGUGAUGAGGAGGACGAGGAUUCUCCUUCUGGCACAAUAACAGUGGACACACCUCUAGAUGUGCAUCCAUUAUUCAAAGCAGAGGACAAAGACGAGUAUGUGAAGCUCAGAAAGGCACUCGAGGCCGAGAUGAAGAAACUCGCGCAGGGUAACCCACUCUUGUAUGCAAACAAUCUUGCCAUAGACCUUGUUGUGUCGAUGUGCCAACCUUUGAAAGUUGAGCAGACAAGAAAAGUGAUAUCGACUCUUAAUGUGCAGAUUAGAAACAAGUUGAAGGAGGAGAGACAGGCCAGACUUUCCAAGACGGGCGGAACUUCCUUGGGCGGUGCUGGAAAGAAGAAAGCCAAGGGUAAGCGUGUGAACUUUGGAUCUUCUGGAUUUAGAAAAGAUGAUAUUGGUGGUAUGCUUGCGGACGAAGGCGUCGGUGGGGACGAUUUUGGCGACGAUGAUUUCAUGUGA